Cydia amplana is the source of this 1011-nucleotide messenger RNA. RefSeq names its product acyl-CoA Delta(11) desaturase-like. The coding region runs from base 1 to 1011 and encodes 336 amino acids. Lineage: Eukaryota; Metazoa; Arthropoda; Insecta; Lepidoptera; Tortricidae. Gene Ontology annotation, biological process: unsaturated fatty acid biosynthetic process. Gene Ontology annotation, molecular function: iron ion binding; stearoyl-CoA 9-desaturase activity. The transcript has 4 exons. The record is from RefSeq and is a predicted model, not a curated record. Gene Ontology annotation, cellular component: endoplasmic reticulum membrane.
AUGAAAGAGAAGAUGCCCCUAGCAGACAACGUGGAGCUACUCGUAGCAGAGCCGCCAGUGCCAGCGGCGUCCACAGCGGAGCCGCAACAGUCCACCGUGCGCUACCGCGUGGUGCUCAAGUUCGCGUACUGGCACCUCGGCGCGCUGUGCGGGCUGUACCUGGCGCCCUCUGCCCACCGGGCCACUCUAGUGCUUAACGUGGUCACCUUCCUGGCGGCGGGGCUCGGCACGACGGCGGGCGCGCACCGGCUGUGGUCGCACCGCGCCUACCGCGCCGCCCGCCCGCUGCAGGUGCUGCUCGUGCUCAUGCAGACCCUGGCGUGCCAGCACUGCGUCAUCAACUGGGUCCGCGACCACAGGUUGCACCACAAGUACGUGGACACGGACGCGGACCCGUACAGCGCGCGCCGCGGCCUGUUCUUCUCCCACAUCGGCUGGCUGCUGCUCCGGAAACAUCCCGAGGUCCUCAGGAGGGGGGACAUGAUAGACAUGGCAGAUCUACAACGAAAUCCGGUGCUGCAGUUCCAAAAGAAAUACUAUUAUCCUCUGAACAUUCUACUAGCGUUCAUACUACCAGUAUUAAUACCAGUGGUGUUCUGGGGCGAGUGGUGGAGCCACGCGCACCACGUGCAGCUGCUGUCCCUGAUGGUCGGCUCGCACGUCACGUUCUGCGUCAACAGCCUCGCGCACGCCCGCGGCAACAGGCCCUACGACGCCACCAUCACGCCCGUGCAGAACACGGCCCUGUACCUGCUCACCUAUGGGGAGGGACACCAUAACUAUCACCAUGCUUUCCCCUCCGACUAUCGGCUUUCUGAAUUUGGAAUGAAUCACUUAAAUUAUACGACGGCUUUGAUCGAGUUGCUCGCUCGGAUCGGAUGGGCGUACGACUUGAAACAGGCGAGUCCCGAGAUGGUCGCGAAGCGAGCGCAUAGGACCGGAGAUGGAUCGCGUCCGUGUCCUAUGACAGCGAAGGACGGUCUUGGCGAAGGACGGUUGAAACUUAAAUAA